Plasmodium gallinaceum is the source of this 444-nucleotide messenger RNA. Its product is annotated as G10 protein, putative. The transcript is spliced from 3 exons. The coding region runs from base 1 to 444 and encodes 147 amino acids. Gene Ontology annotation, biological process: mRNA splicing, via spliceosome. Gene Ontology annotation, cellular component: spliceosomal complex; nucleus. The record is from RefSeq and is a predicted model, not a curated record. Lineage: Eukaryota; Apicomplexa; Aconoidasida; Haemosporida; Plasmodiidae.
AUGCCUCGAAUUAGAACUAUGAAUUCAAGAAAACCACCUGAAGGGUGGGAUAAAGUAGAAUCCUUUUUAGAUGAAAUGAAUAAAAAAAUGAGAAGUUUAGAAAAUGAAGAUACAUCUAAAAAGAGAAAAAAUGAAAUAUUAUGGCCAAUAUUUCAAAUAAAUCAUCAAACAUCUCGUUAUAUAUAUGAAUUAUACUAUAAAAGGAAAGAAAUAUCAAGAGAAUUAUAUGAUUAUUUAGUUCAAGAAAAAUAUGUUGAUGGUGCUUUAAUUUCUAAAUGGAGAAAGCAAGGUUAUGAAAAUUUAUGCUGCCUAAAAUGUAUUCAAGUAUCUGAUAGUAACUUUAAUAAUACUUGUAUUUGCAGAGUUCCAAAAACUAAUCUAGGAAAUAGGACUUUGCAGUGCGUAAAUUGUGGGUGUAGAGGAUGUGCUAGUGGAGAUAAAUAA